Molecule: messenger RNA, 465 nt
Organism: Lasiosphaeria miniovina
Lineage: Eukaryota; Fungi; Ascomycota; Sordariomycetes; Sordariales; Lasiosphaeriaceae
Product: superoxide dismutase
Exons: 5
Coding region: 1-465 (154 amino acids)
Biological process (GO): superoxide metabolic process
Molecular function (GO): copper ion binding
Source: RefSeq, a predicted model, not a curated record
AUGGUCAAAGCCGUUGCUGUCGUUCGUGGUGACUCCACGGUCUCGGGAACCGUCACCUUCGAGCAGGACUCUGAGUCUUCCCCUACUACCAUCACCUGGGACAUCACGGGCCAGGACGCGAACGCCAAGCGUGGCAUGCACAUCCACACCUUUGGCGACAACACCAAUGGCUGCACCUCCGCCGGUCCCCAUUUCAACCCCCAUGGCAAGACCCACGGUGCUCCUACUGACGAGGCCCGCCACGUCGGUGACCUUGGCAACAUCGAUACCGACGCCCAGGGCAACGCCGAGGGCUCCGUGACCGAUAGCUUCGUCAAGCUUAUUGGCCCUGAGAGCGUCAUUGGCCGCACUGUUGUCGUCCACGGCGGCACUGACGACCUCGGCAAGGGUGGAAACGAGGAGUCCCUGAAGACCGGCAACGCUGGUCCCCGUCCUGCCUGCGGUGUUAUUGGCAUUUCGGCGUAA